CGUGGGAAGCUGCUCCUAGACCUGAGUUGAAAGGCAGUUUCCUGACAUCGUCGCUUGUAGCCUGGAUCUAGAAGGAAAGGAGCGGAAAAGGAUCUUCUGCUGAAAAUGCAGCGCAAGAAAGUAGAUAAUCGUAUUCGGAUACUCAUUGAAAAUGGAGUGGCUGAGCGGCACAGGACACUCUUUGUCGUAGUAGGGGAUCAUGGCAAAGAUCAGGUGGUCAUACUCCAUCAUAUGUUGUCUAAAGCAGCUGUAAAGGCUAGGCCGUCCGUAUUAUGGUGUUAUAAGAAAGAGCUGGGCUUUAGCAGCCACCGUAAGAAAAGGAUGAGACAGUUGCAGAAGAAGAUUAAAACUGGAAUGUUAGAUCUGAAGCAAGAUGACCCCUUUGAGUUGUUCGUGGCAGCCACAAACAUUCGUUAUUGUUAUUACAAUGAGACACACAAAAUUCUUGGGAAUACAUUUGGCAUGUGUGUACUCCAGGACUUUGAAGCCUUGACACCCAAUCUGCUGGCUAGAACGGUGGAAACCGUGGAAGGUGGGGGCAUAGUUGCGAUCCUUCUGAGAACAAUGAACUCCUUGAAGCAGCUCUACACCAUGACCAUGGAUGUGCACUCUCGCUACCGGACAGAGGCGCAUCAGGACGUGGUAGGCAGAUUUAAUGAAAGGUUCAUUCUCUCUCUGGCCUCUUGCAAGACCUGCAUGGUAGUUGACGAUCAGCUUAACAUCCUCCCCAUCUCUAGCCAUGUGGCAAACAUAGCCGCUCUCCCACCCCGGUCUCAGGAGGAUAGCCUGAGUCCUCAGGAUGUGGAGCUGAACGAACUAAAGGAGAGCCUCCAAGAUACACAGCCUGUAGGAGUGUUGGUUGAUAGCUGUAAAACCCUGGACCAGGCAAGAGCGGUUUUGAAAUUCAUUGAAGCCAUUUCUGAGAAGACGCUGAGAAGUACCGUGGCUUUAACAGCUGCCAGAGGACGUGGAAAAUCAGCUGCCUUGGGAUUGGCUAUAGCUGGAGCAGUGGCUUUUGGCUACUCCAACAUUUUUGUCACAUCUCCCAGUCCAGAUAACCUUCAUACUCUCUUUGAAUUUAUAUUUAAAGGCUUCGACGCUCUACAGUAUCAGGAACACUUGGAUUAUGAGAUUAUUCAGUCUCUCAACCCUGAAUUUAGCAAAGCAGUCGUCAGAGUGAAUGUGUUCCGAGAGCAUAGACAGACUAUUCAGUAUAUCCACCCUGCUGAUGCUGUGAAAUUGGGGCAGGCUGAACUUGUGGUGAUUGAUGAAGCUGCUGCUAUCCCUUUGCCCCUGGUGAAAAACCUACUGGGCCCUUACUUGGUCUUUAUGGCGUCUACAAUCAAUGGAUACGAGGGCACUGGUCGAUCCUUAUCACUGAAGCUGAUUCAGCAAUUACGGCAACAGAGUGUGCAGGCCCAAGCCAGUGUGACGGCGGAGAACAAAUUGACAACAACAGCUAAACUGUCCUCAGCCCGUACACUGCACGAAGUUUCCCUCCAAGAGUCCAUCAGAUAUGAUCCAGGAGAUCCUGUGGAAAAGUGGUUGAAUGACGUGCUCUGCUUGGAAUGUCUCAACAUCACAAGGAUUAUAUCUGGCUGCCCUCUGCCUGAAACCUGCGACUUAUACUACGUGAACAGAGACACCCUGUUCUGUUACCAUAGAGCAUCAGAAGCUUUUCUUCAGAGGCUGAUGGCUCUGUAUGUGGCUUCUCAUUACAAGAAUUCUCCCAACGAUCUCCAGAUGCUUUCCGAUGCACCUGCGCAUCACCUCUUCUGCCUUCUGCCACCAGUGCCGCCUACCCAGAAUUCCUUGCCAGAAGUCCUGGCUGUCGUUCAGGUGUGUUUGGAGGGCGAAAUCUCCCGCCAGUCUAUUAUGAACAGCCUGUCUAGAGGGAAGAAAGCUUCAGGAGAUCUCAUUCCCUGGAGCGUCUCAGAGCAGUUCCAAGACCCUGAUUUUGGGAGUCUCUCUGGCGGAAGAGUUGUUCGCAUUGCAGUCCAUCCUGAUUAUCAAGGGAUGGGCUAUGGCAGCCGAGCUCUUCGCUUGCUACAGAUGUACUAUGAAGGCAAGUUUCCUUGUCUGGAAGAAAAAGUUAAUCAGAAACCAAGGGAAAUUGCUACUGUGAGCAGCGAGGCUGUCAGUUUAUUAGAAGAAGCUGUGAUGCCUCGGAAGGACUUGCCCCCUCUGCUGCUCAAACUGAGUGAGAGACAGGCUGAGAAUCUUGACUACCUUGGCGUUUCUUAUGGCUUGACACCACGGCUGCUCAAAUUUUGGAAGCGAGCUGGAUUUGUUCCAGUUUAUCUGAGGCAAACUCCAAAUGAUCUGACUGGGGAGCACUCGUGCAUCAUGCUGAAGACGCUGAAUGAAGAGGAGGACACUGAGCAGGAGAACUGGUUAACAGCCUUCUGGAAAGACUUCAGGAGGCGGUUCCUGUCCCUCUUGUCAUAUCAGUUCAGCACUUUCUCCCCUUCGUUAGCUUUGAACAUUUUGCAAAACAGGAAUAUCAAGCAACAGUCACAGCCCCCAAUCAGCCGUAAUGAAUUAGAAGCUGUUUUCAUCCCUUAUGACCUGAAGAGGCUGGAAAUGUACUCGAGGAACAUGGUUGACUAUCACCUGAUUAUGGACAUGAUCCCAACUAUCUCUAGGAUGUACUUUCUCAACCAGCUUGGGGACAUGAGCCUUUCUGCUACGCAGUCUGCUCUUCUUCUUGGGAUUGGUCUCCAACACAAAUCUGUGGAUCAGCUGGAGAAAGAGAUAGAGCUGCCUAGUGGCCAGUUGAUGGGCCUCUUCAACAGAACCAUCCGUAAGGUUGUUCAGUUAUUCAACACUGUGCAGGAAAAGGCGGUGGAGGAGCAGAUGACAGCAACAAAAGAAGUUGUAAUGGAGCCAACCCUGAAAUCUUUAAAUGAGGAUUUGGAAGAAGCAGCAAAAGAAUUUCAGGAAAAACACAAGCAAGAUAUUGGGAAGUUGAAAGACCUGGACCUUUCACAAUACGUAAUCCGAGGCAACGAUGAAGAAUGGAGUGAAGUGCUGACCAAGGCAGGACAGAGUGCUUCUGUUGUCACCCUGAAAAGUGACAAGAAGAGAAAAUCAGACGCCACAAUCGAACCAAAACAGGAGAAGAGAUUUAAGAAAAAUCCCCAAAAGCAAAAGUGGAAGAAAUGAUCCAAAAAACCCUACAUGUGGACUUGGGACUCCUGUUUUGUGGGAACCUGAUUUCUUUUCCAAAGAAAAUUACUUUAAGCUAUGAGCAAACCAUACCCUGGAGUGGAAAGGCCUGAAGGUUUUUUUUUUUUUUAAUAUAGAAGCAGCCUUGAAGCAACACAGCUCGGAAGAUAUUUUUUAUUGCUGCCAGCUCAGCAUUUGUGUUACGUUAAAAGGAACUGUAGAGCAACAAACUGGAUUAUUACCAGGAAUCAUGACUCCUUACUGUUGAGCCCAGCAAAACUGCUGUACUGUGUGCCUCAGAGACCUAUAAACAUCUUUCCUUUCUCUUUA
Elgaria multicarinata webbii is the source of this 3498-nucleotide messenger RNA. It is a transcript of the gene NAT10, whose product is annotated as N-acetyltransferase 10. NCBI's taxonomy places the organism in Eukaryota, Metazoa, Chordata, Lepidosauria, Squamata, Anguidae. Gene Ontology annotation, cellular component: nucleolus; 90S preribosome. The record is from RefSeq and is a predicted model, not a curated record. The coding region runs from base 106 to 3165 and encodes 1019 amino acids. The transcript is spliced from 29 exons. Gene Ontology annotation, biological process: rRNA acetylation involved in maturation of SSU-rRNA. Gene Ontology annotation, molecular function: ATP binding; 18S rRNA cytidine N-acetyltransferase activity; tRNA binding.